AUGGAGGACAAGAAGGCUCAUGAAGACACAUGGUCGAAUCAACAAGUUCACAAAACCUUCCCUCAAAACGCUGUUCGAGUUGUUGGACAACCGAAUACGUAUGUAGCAUUAUGGUAUCACUGCGGAAAACCAGUGAUGGGAAGAGCUUGGAACGAUUGUGGCGUCAUGCAGUGCGCCACUGUCGCUACACCAAUGAGCAGUAUGCGUGGUGCAAUAACAAUGUCACUCAACGCGAAAAGGACUACGGAAGACGAAUAUCGAAUCAAGAAAGGUAUGCUGGUGAGCACUCCACCGCAAAUCUAA
This is a messenger RNA of Haemonchus placei, 303 nucleotides long. The record is from the annotation of a GenBank genome assembly. Lineage: Eukaryota; Metazoa; Nematoda; Chromadorea; Rhabditida; Trichostrongylidae.